AUGUCAACGAUGGUGGAGCCUGUAGGUUUCAUCGAGGCCUGGAAGGCGCAGUUUCCGGAGUCGGAGCCUCCGAAGAUGGAGCUGAGGUCGGUGGGAGGCAUCGAGCAGGAGCUGGAGAAGUGCAAAGCGUCCAUCCGGAGGCUGGAGAUGGAGGUGAACAAAGAGCGCUUCCGGAUGAUCUACCUCCAGACGCUGCUGGCCAAAGAGAGGAAGAGUUAUGACCGGCAGCGCUGGGGCUUCAGGAAGGCGCAGAUGAACGAAGGAGGGGAUCCACAGGCGGGAGGUGGGCCUGACCCCCAGCACCCCCAGCAUUCACACGCUCAGGAGCCUGGACAAGGGGAGCGCAGCAGGUUCCAGCCUGUAGGAGGAGAGGCCAGGGUCAAACCGCGGCCUCCGCCAGCCAGGAAGUCUGCCUCGCAUGGGGACGGGCUGGAGCUACAAUCAGCCUUUGAGCACCACCAGCCAGGGCAGGGGAGUGAGACAGAUGGGCUUUCCCCAUCCAAGCAGAGGGGAGGGGUCUCCCCACGCAGGCCCCAUCCUCCUCCUGAAAAGGAGCUCCCCUCAGACCCGAAUCCCAAAGACAAGCCAGGCAUGGGACUCGGGGUGGCCGCGCUGCGCUCCAACUUCGAGAGGAUCAAGCGGGCCAACUCACACUCGGCCGGGGACGGCAAGGCAGCCCAGGAGAAGCAGCCUUUCUACACCAAUGUGGAGUUCCAUCACGAGAGGGGCCUGGUGCGAGUCAACGACCGCGAGGUUUCGGAAAAGAUCAGCUCCCUGGGUACGCAGGCCAUGCAGAUGGAGCGCAAGAGGUCCCUCCACUCACUACCGGGCAACCUGGCCACGGUGGCCGGCGAGCUGCGGGCCAGGCCGGUCUACAGGGGGCGCUCCAGCGAGAGCACUUGUGGCUAUGAUGCAGAGUGUGAAGACGGAGAACCCAACCCGCGGUCCAGCCGAGACGGUGCAGGUCGGCCCAAUGGAAACAAGCCUCCGCCUCCGCCGUGGCAGCCAUCGGACUUCCAGCCCUACAGCACCGUUUACGUCGGAGGCAUACCUGCUGAUGGUGGAGAUGGCAGGGUGACGAUGCGUGAGCAUGGAGGAGGUAAUGAUGACCUUCACCUCACCUGGCCACGGCGGUCCUACUCUCCUGGGAGUUUGGAGGACAUAGGGGGCGGAGGAGGUGGCGGCUACACGCCUGACUGCAGCUCCAACGAGAACCUCACAUCCAGCGAGGAGGACUUCUCGUCGGGCCAGUCGUCCAGCCACGUGUCGCCCAGCCCCACGGCGGCCUUCCGACGCCCCUUCCGGGAGAAGAGCCGCUCGCCCUCGCAGAACUCGCAGCACUCGCUGGACAGCAGCAGCCCCCCAACUCCGCAGUCCCAGAAAAGGCACAGGCAGCAGCAGCACGUGGUGGUCUCCGAGGCUACCAUCGUGGGCGUCCGCAAAACCGGACAGAUCUGGCCACACGGAGAUGGAGACUCCGCCCCCUCCAACCUCAGGGGCCCCCAUGACAACAGUUACCAUGGAGACCUUGACGGCCCGUUCACGGGCACUCCGCCUACAUACGGCUACGAUGCAGACCGGGCGGAGGAACAAAGACGUCAUCAUGACAUCCUGCCCUACAUCGACGAUUCGCCGUCCUCCUCGCCCUACCUCAGCUCCAAGAGCCGCAGCAGCAGAGACACGCUCUCCUCCGGCUCGCUCGAGUCCGCCAAGUCUGCGGAGCUGGACCUGGAGAAGGGGCUGGAGAUGAGGAAGUGGGUUUUAUCUGGAAUCCUGGCCAGCGAGGAGACUUAUCUCAGCCACCUGGAGGCUCUGUUACUGCCUAUGAAACCGCUGAAAGCUGCAGCCACCACGUCGCAACCGGUCCUGACCGUCCAGCAGAUCGAGACCAUCUUCUUCAAAGUGCCUGAGCUCUACGAGAUCCACAAAGAGUUCUACGACGGACUUCUGCCCAGAGUGCAGCAGUGGAGUCACCACCAGCGUGUGGGAGAUCUCUUCCAAAAACAAGCCAGUCAGCUGGGAGUGUACCGGGCCUUCGUGGACAACUAUGAACUGGCAGUGGAGACAGCAGAGAAGUGCUGCCAGGCCAACACCCAGUUUGCUGAGAUCUCUGAGAACCUGAAAGUCCGAAAUACCAAGGAGUGCAAAGACCAGACAGCCAAGUACUCGCUGGAAACUCUCCUUUAUAAGCCUGUGGACAGAGUGACCAGAAGCACACUAGUUUUACAUGACCUACUGAAGCACACCCCCUCCAGUCACCCGGACCACCCCCUUCUCCAGGAUGCUCUACGUAUCUCUCAGAACUUCCUGUCUAGCAUCAAUGAGGAGAGCACGCCGCGGCGCCAGUCCAUGACAGUGAAAAAGGGCGAGAAUCGGCAGCUGCUGAAGGACAGCUUCAUGGUGGAGCUGGUGGAGGGAGCGAGGAAGCUGCGACAUGUCUUCCUUUUCACUGACCUGCUGCUCUGUGCCAAGCUCAAGAAACAGAUCGGAGGGAAGAGCCAGCAGUACGACUGUAAGUGGUACAUCCCCCUGUCAGAUCUGACCUUCCAGGCGGCCGAGGAGACCGAGCCCCUCUCCAUACCGCAGGUCCCGGACGAAGAGCUGGACGCCAUUAAGAUCAAGAUUUCCUCCCUCAGGAGUGAGGUCCAGAGAGAGAAGAGAGCCAACAAAGGGUCAAAAGUCAUUGAGAGAUUGCGGAAAAAGCUGUCUGAACAGGAAUCCCUACUGCUGCUGACCUCCCCCAACAUGGCUCUCCGAGUGCACAACAGGAAUGGCAAGAGCUACACGUUCCUGAUCUCGUCCGACUACGAGCGUGCCGAGUGGAAGGACAUGAUACGGGAACAGCAGAAGAAAUGCUUUAAGACCUUCUCUCUGACCUCCAUGGAGCUACAGAUGCUCACCAACUCCUGCGUGAAACUCCAAACUGUCCACCACAUCCCUCUCACCAUCAACAAAGAAGAGGAUGAAUCUCCUGGACUGCACGGUUUCCUGAAUGUAAUCAUCCAUUCUGCCUCCGGACUCAAGCAGAGCUUAAAUUUGUAUUGCACAUUGGAGGUGGACUCGUUUGGCUUCUUUGUGAACAAAGCCAAGACGCGUGUGUACAGGUACACCACAGAACCCAAAUGGAAUGAGGAAUUUGAGAUUGAGCUGGAGGGAUCUCAGACUCUGAGGCUGCUUUGCUACGAGAAGAGCUACAAUAAAACCAAGACGAACAAAGAGGAUGUGGAGAGCACGGACCGCAUUAUUGGCAAAGGACAGAUUCCGCUGGACCCUCAGAUGCUUCAGGGUAAAGACUGGCAGAGAACGGUCAUUCCCAUGAAUGGGAUUGAGGUGAAGCUGUCCAUGAAGUUCACCAGCAGGGAAUUCAGCUUGAAGAGAAUGCCCUCAUGUAAACAAGCGGGCGUGUUUGGAGUGAAGAUCUCCACAGUGACCAAACGCGAGCGCUCGAAGGUGCCCUACAUCGUCAGGCAGUGUCUGGAGGAGAUCGAGAGGAGAGGAAUGGAGGAGGUCGGCAUCUACCGCGUCUCUGGAGUGGCUACGGACAUCCAGGCCCUCAAAAACGCCUUCGACACCAAUAAUAAGGAUGUGUCGGUAAUGAUGAGUGAGAUGGAUGUGAAUGCUAUCGCCGGGACACUGAAGCUCUACUUCCGCGAGCUUCCGGAGCCUCUGUUCACCGAUGAGCUGUAUCCUAAUUUUACUGGAGGCAUCGCCCUUUCAGACAGUGUGGCUAAAGAGAGUUGCAUGCUGAACCUGCUGCUGUCUCUACCUGAGCCCAACCUGGUCACUUUCCUCUUCUUACUGGAUCACCUGAAGAGGGUCGCGGAAAAGGAAGGCGUCAACAAGAUGUCUCUUCACAACCUGGCCACCGUGUUUGGGCCGACCCUGCUGCGCCCAGCGGAGAAAGACAGCAAAAUUCCUACCAACCCCACGCAGCCCAUCACCAUGGGCGACAGCUGGUCAUUGGAGGUCAUGUCACAGGUGCAAGUGUUGUUGUACUUCCUGCAGCUGGAGACCAUUCCCACACCAGACAGCAAGAGACAGAGCAUCCUCUUUUCCACGGAGGUGUAGACUGGGGGGGGGGUCCAGAAGCCUCUCCGACAACUCUUCACCCACUGCACCCUGGAUUGAGGGAAGAGGGAGAACCCUGCUGGACAGUAGCAGGAAUGAUUGGGCUCUCUCUUUUGUUCUCCUUACCGGUCACUAGAGGGCACUGCCGCCAUGGAUGACAAUACUAACUCUCUCUCCAGUGUAUCCUGACGCAGCUUAGUGUUUUUCUGAACGUUAGUCCUCUGCUCUGCCCCUUCGCUCUUCGGUCAGGAACUGCGUAGACUGUGGGCUUAAGGCCAGUGCUGUAUCCUCGUAUCCCUUAUCCCUUAC
Molecule: messenger RNA, 4377 nt
Organism: Colossoma macropomum (tambaqui)
Lineage: Eukaryota; Metazoa; Chordata; Actinopteri; Characiformes; Serrasalmidae
Gene: bcr
Product: BCR activator of RhoGEF and GTPase
Exons: 23
Coding region: 1-4068 (1355 amino acids)
Biological process (GO): positive regulation of GTPase activity; intracellular signal transduction; protein phosphorylation
Cellular component (GO): membrane
Molecular function (GO): guanyl-nucleotide exchange factor activity; GTPase activator activity; protein serine/threonine kinase activity
Source: RefSeq, a predicted model, not a curated record